UCAAAUGGCCAGCAGUCAGGAUAUCAACAAUUUGGUUCAUUAAACAACAGUCCAUCUUCACAUGUUCUCAGUGAGCAACAAACUCAUGAAGAUGGGAGCGCAGGACAAGAAGUUGUAACUUCACCACAUCAUAGUGAUCACAUGAGAGACUAUAAUGAUGAAACAACAAGACAACCUGAUGCCUAUACAGGCACAGAAACAGGAUCUCAACAUGGGCAAACCAGCAAUUUUGGAAUCGCAAGAAAUGAAAAUGGUAGAGCACAACAAGGAUACAGAAUUCAAACGUAUGAUGCCACAGUGAAUGACACAAGACACACAGGUGUACCAACACAAACUCAACAUAUUGUUCUUGGUCCACUGAAUGGGCGUGGUGCACAUGUAAUUCAGGAUGUGGAUGAUCAAGACCAAUAUAAUCCUGGAGAUAUCCUACAACCAGGUCAAACCAUACAUGGCACUCCAGAAUAUACUAUACCCAAGGGAUAUCGAGGAAGAAUAACAUCUGUUGCAAGUCCUCAGAAGACAGCUGCUCAGGGAGGUCAGUCACAAACUGUUAUUGUAACACCUGGGGUAGGGAAUGUAACCCACACAAACCCUUCAGCAGAAAGCUAUCAGCCAUCAGUUAUGAGUAUCCCAAUAGGUCAGCAGUCUGUAGAACGAAGUUAUGAUCAAAGCAGUCAAUCAGGGCAUGCUGGUACAGAGAACACACAGUUAAGAAAUGGUGGACAACAAUCAUUUUCUGUAAGAAGAAAUGGAGGAUACAGCCACAGGAAUGGCAGAACUUCAAGAAAUGGAAACCAUAUUAGGAAUGGCCACUCCCUGAAUUCUUACAACCAACCCACACCCGACAGUUUUGUCACAGUUACCAAGAGUGUGACAGGACAACUUGACAAUGGGAAGUCAAGCAGCAGUACAGGGAAAUUCACACACACCUAUUACACCAAGUCCUCAACAUGUGGUUAUUUCACAUUCUCCUGUAACAUUGUUUUUGGUUCAAAUGGUAGAACCAAAAUUUGCAAACCAAAUCCCCCCACCAACCCUGAUGGCACUCCAUGCUGUUGUUAACUAUAUGCAUCUUUAAUAGUAUGCAACUUCAUAUUUAUAUGUAUUUUACACUGCCAAUAAUUAACCCUUACUGAUUGUCUAUUGCAGCAUACAUGCAAUCCAGCUGGCCAUGUGUGCCACUAAAUCAUUAAACCUGGAGUUAGAGUCUGGAUGGCAGCACUAUAGUAUGGGGGUUUAAAUCCCAUAUUCCCAUACAAUAAAUGUUAAUGUUAGACUGUUGAUAUAGCCACAAGUUCAUGUAUACACAACUCACAUUAACAAUACCCACUUACAUCCUAUGCUUUAUCUGAUAAUUUAAUAUGUAUGUUGUAAGAACUUGUAUUAAACUGCAAAUUAUUCAGGUUGUAGGUCUAUGCAAGAGCCAUUUUCCAUAACUAAAACUCACAAAUUCUCAUUUCUCAGUUUAAAACUUCUUACAUUAGGAUCCACUUUCAUUACAGUUAGUAAAAAUACAUGUGGCAUGAAACAAAUAGUAUAAGAUCAUUCAUAACCUCCUGCUGGAAAGUGGCAAAAUAUAUGGAGAAAAUAAGCUACACAAUGAUUUUUUAUGUAUUCAUUUAUACUGCAUUUUUAUAAUGAUAAUAAAGAGUUAAUAAAAAUUCUGAAUGCAACACUCUA
Molecule: messenger RNA, 1680 nt
Organism: Zootermopsis nevadensis
Lineage: Eukaryota; Metazoa; Arthropoda; Insecta; Blattodea; Termopsidae
Source: RefSeq, a predicted model, not a curated record